Molecule: messenger RNA, 3367 nt
Organism: Lytechinus pictus (painted urchin)
Lineage: Eukaryota; Metazoa; Echinodermata; Echinoidea; Temnopleuroida; Toxopneustidae
Exons: 5
Coding region: 32-874 (280 amino acids)
Source: RefSeq, a predicted model, not a curated record
GUGGUUUGGUUCUAUCGUUCAUCUUACAUGUAUGGAUGGAUAUACGCUGAAAGGCAAUGGGAUCAUUCAAUGUGUGCCAGGAGGAUCGCAAUUCUAUCUGAUAUGGAACGAUUCCAUUCCAACAUGUGAGGAGAUUACAGGUAAUAAUGAAUCGACCAUCGUUUCUGAUGUCAUCACGGAGCAGUUUGGAGAUUUGGAAUUGACGUCAUCAGAAGAUAAGGAUAUGACAUCCACAUCAAAAGUCGCUACACAGGAGUGCGUGCCACCGACAACGUCCACCCUCGUUUUCAUGGGGACUACAGGUGGCUUGGCCAUUCUUCUUCUUAUCAUAGCAAUAUCCUGGGUAGUCUAUCGGAUCCGAGGUCACAUGUCUAAUAAAGAGGUUCAUGGAACGCAGGUGACACACACUUACCUCGACAUGUCUCGAUCGCCGUCCCAUAAGGUUGACAGACUGAACCAAGGGAUGUCACUAAAAUCCACUCUAUCCAGACCACUUCCGGGACCUCAGCCAGGAGCUGAGGAUUAUGAAGAAACUACAAAUGUACAAAACACUGGGGUAUUUUACGAAAGCAUUCCAGAGAACAAACUCGGUGGGCAGUACGAAAACGCUCCAGAGCCCGGAUCAAUACGCGAUGUUGAAUGUGACUACGAGAGCGCCACCGAUACUGUUCUUUCAGAUAAUCUUCAAGGAAGUGUAGCGCUUGCGGAUGAUAGGGGCAAUGCGGAAUCCGUGGACCAGGAUGAAUUAGGUUAUGUUCUUCCAAACGCUCGAUCGAGUGCGCGGGUGCAAAGUAACGUGUUACCAAGUAAGAUGAAAUCGACAGGUCUGUUCAUGGUCUUUGAUGAAGAUGGUUAUCUCAACCCACACUCGUGAACAUUGUAUUGAUUAUAAUAGCCUCAUGCAAACUGGACCACAUUCAACCAUCGUGAUAACCUACUCGAUACAUGUGUGACCGAAUAUGGUCAUGGGUGGUUAUGAUGGGUUAUUAAUAGAAACAGAAAUGAAAAUGCUGUAAAAAGUGACUUUCGAGACGGAAUAUUUUCACUAUAACUGAAAGGUGCACGUAGCUGGCACAUGCAACUUACUAUUAAAUAUAUUCUGAGGAGCAUUUCAUCAACAUUUGUAAUCUUAAAAGUUGUCAGAAAUGUCUGACAACUUGUUAACGUUGCUGUUAUUUAACGUUAAUCUUUCAGCCAAUAUUAAUUGGCUGGAAGUACUGUAUAUAAUGGUACUGCCGGAUAAAAGGGCUCAUCGGGUCAUAAGGUAUUGAUGAAAGGGGUUGUAUUUUUGGCGAGAUUAUGUCUUUUUAAAGACAAUUUUUCAAAUCAAAUUAAUGAAUGAAUACAUUGAAAAAAAAACAUCUCAAGAUGGGAAUUUUGACAUUCAUUUGGUCCAUGAAUGUUUACAAAAGGAAUGAAGUUUACAAACGAGAUAAACUAUGCAAAUCAAUUACAUGUCAGCAGUAAUAUUAUCGACUUAAUUUCAACACAAUGUUAAGGUUAUAUAACAGUAAAAAUGGAUCAUCAUCAUCAUCAUUGUGGAGUAACAUGUAAAAGGGUUAUCUAAAUAUCAACAUCGAAUGAAGAGUUAAUAAACGAUGUUACUGUCUUAAAUGUUGAAAAAAAAAUAGGUCAUAGCUAGGCGAUACUGUGUUCUGUCGAAAUUUCGGCAAUAUGAGAGGAAAACGUCGGGAAGACGCCUAUGGUAACUUUAUAUUUCUUUUUCUCGUCGCUAAUGUUAUCCAAGUUCUUCUUGGAAGAACUUUAUUUCAGUAGUAUAAGACCUGUAUUGCGAAUCUUUAAAUAGAAAUAGGCAGCCAUUUUGUGAAAGCCUUAUCAGGUCAUCUGUUUCCUUUCGUAAUGUAAACGAAUAAAACGUCGAAAAUCUAAUUUCAAUAAUUGUUUGAUGUUUAUAUUACAAAUAUCAAGUGAUAUGUAACUUUUCUUUCACUUAAUGUUAUAGUGUCAUAAUUAUAUAUCAUUUUAUUGUCCAUUUGAGAAGGCAAAUUGAAAAAUAAGGAAAGAAUCUUGAUGCUAAAUUCUUUUUAAUAUUUCACAACUGUGUUGUGAGUCUUAAUACAAACUACAUUUACCCGAUUUUCUUCUUCGAAUUAAAGCAAAAUUCUUUUUGUUUAGUUCAAAGAUAUCUUCAUUCUAAUUGAAUUUCGGAUGCUGGAGAAAAUGUGAUGUAUGUAGAUGUGUAGUUUAGGCCUACUGUAACCAGAGACUUGCAAGGAGACAGAACACAUGCAUAAUGCGUAUAUCAUUUACGUUUAUUGAGAUCUGUAUUACAUUUCAGGAACAUAAUAUUUAAACAAAAUUUGAUGUGAUGAUUUUUUUGUGCGGCCACUCCAAUAAAGAUAUCAUGCACCUGCAACAAUAAAGGAACAAGCACUUCAUACUAUUCUGUAAAAAUGUAUCGGUAGCUGCCUACAUGGCUUGUAUUUAACCUAAAAAAAUUAUCAAUGUAAACAUGGAAUACCACAUAAAUGUAAUGUAUAUGAUACUAUGGUACCAUUAUGAAGACGACAUUGUCAUUUCAAUUGCAUAUUAUUCAUCUUUUAUACAUUGAAAUUAACAUACUUGUGAGCUACAAUACAUUGUAUAAUGGAUUUCAUAAUGGCACUAUUCAACCUGAAUAUAAAAUAUGAUCAAUGAUAUUAGUAACAUUAAUAUUUUCAAGCGCAAACUUUAAAAGAUGCUAAUUUGUCAAUACUCCACACCAACAAAUCUAGCUAACAUAUAACUGUAACUACAUUUGUCAAAUAUUGUAUAUUCUAAAUAAUGUAACUACAGUGUUAAUAACCUGUGUACUUGCCAUGUUCCUCUUUUCAUUUUCAGUUUCCCCUCUUAUAAUUUCUCCCUAAAAUUUAUCAUUAUUAUCGUUAUCAGUAAAAUAAUUAUUUUCAUGUUUUGUUGUCGCUUAUUCGCUCUAUUUUGGUAUUUUGUAGAUUACGUAUUUUAAGUUCGUUUUCCGUCCGUCUCUUGUACAUAGGUUAUGUUAAUUAGUAUUGGAACUAAGUUCAGGGACUUGCCUUUUUUACAAGCUCUGCUUUUCUUGGCAAGUCAGUUAAUUCAACUUUAAUAUUUGUUAUGAAAUGUCAUUGAACUGUAUGUAUUAUUUUGAACAUGUAUUUGCACUGUUACUUCGAUUAUAUCAUUUUUUAAUCUAAAUCUAACAUACAUGUAUUUCGUCGUAAACUACAUCACAUAAACAUUUGGUAAUAAUUUCGAAUGAGUAGUUAUUCACCAUUCAAAUAAAAUAUAAAGAUAUGCAUUGUGCUGUCUAAAGGUCGUUCGAAUUAUUUGAUACUUAUUAUUUUGAUUGGACAAAAAACAUUCAACACAAUGAAUGUCUUUAGAGACC